CAUCGCUCUGUCCAGAGGCAGGGAAGGUUUAUAUCCUGUCCCCAGGUGAGGGUGUUUUUCCUGGGCUGUGGAGACAACUGGGAGAAGAUGAAGUUCUCCCUCCUUGCCGUGCUGGCUUUGGUCCUGUUGGCAGCUCCAGCAAAUGCCCUGUACUGCUACACCUGCAACUGGGAGCAGAGCAACUGGAGCUGCCUGAAGGCUGAGAAGUGCUCGGAGCAGGACGAGUACUGCGUCACCAACGUGGCCUCCGUGGGCAUCGGCUUUUUGUCCCUUUGGAAGAGGAUCACCAAGAAGUGCUCCAGCACCUGCCCACACCACAACUUCCUCAUGGGCCUGGCCACCUACACCUCCUACUGCUGCCAGAGCUUCCUGUGCAACCUGAGUGCGUGCCCAGGGCCCCGGCUGGCUCGCCCUUGAGGGGCCAGGAGUCCCCUCCCCUGUCCCCCUCCAGCUGCUGGGACAAAAUGGAUCCUGAAGGGCUGAAGAGCUUGGCCAGAUCCCCCCAGGAGGGUGUGGACACCAAACAUCAGGGACAGAUAAAGCAUUGUUGUCACUGUCCUGUCCUCUGGUGUCUCCCGACCUUGUGCUCGUUCUUCUGCUCCACCCUGAGCUCUGAGUGCCACAUCCAUUCCUUGGAUGCCCCCAGGGAUGGAGACUUCCAUUUCUGUGGAGAAAUUCCUCCUGA
This is a messenger RNA of Ficedula albicollis (Collared flycatcher), 685 nucleotides long. RefSeq names its product lymphocyte antigen 6E-like. The record is from RefSeq and is a predicted model, not a curated record. Bases 88 to 417 code for a protein of 109 amino acids. Lineage: Eukaryota; Metazoa; Chordata; Aves; Passeriformes; Muscicapidae. The transcript has 3 exons. Gene Ontology annotation, molecular function: acetylcholine receptor inhibitor activity.